Molecule: messenger RNA, 994 nt
Organism: Nelumbo nucifera (sacred lotus)
Lineage: Eukaryota; Viridiplantae; Streptophyta; Magnoliopsida; Proteales; Nelumbonaceae
Product: cytochrome oxidase complex assembly protein
Source: RefSeq, a predicted model, not a curated record
UUUUCCAAGUCAGUCAGAAUUCAGAAACUCAGGGGAGAGAGAGAGAGGGAAAAUGUUGAGGAGAAGGUUAAUUUCUGCGCUUAUGAAAUCUUCUCCAACAGCCCAAUAUUCGAGUUUUUCAAAUUCCGUGGAGAAAGGAAAGAGCAAGAGUGUGGGUCGAAAAGUAGUGUCGAUUGCGUUGAUUAGUAUAACUGGCGGUGUUGCUUUGAGUGCUCUCGAUGAUCUUGCAAUAUAUCAUGGGUGUAGCAGCAAGGCCAUGGAGAAAGCAAGUAAGAACAAGACAAUUAUAGAUGCUCUUGGCGAGCCUAUUGUGAAGGGCCCAUGGUAUAAUGCAUCACUUGCAGUAGCUCACAGGAGGCACUCUGUAUCUUGCACAUUUCCUGUUUCUGGACCACAAGGAACUGGUGUUCUUCAGUUGAAAGCUGUUCGGAAUGGAGAUGAUUCAUGGUUCUCAAUUUUACGUUCCCGAGAUUGGGACAUUCUAAUUAUGGAAGCUCUCCUCCAUGUUCCUGGAAAUGAAGAAAAGCAGCAGACAUUUCGAGUUAGUGUUUUGGACAACAUUCCACCUCCUCCUUUCAAGGAAUGCACUAGUUGCAAGGCCCAAGAAUCAGAGCAAAGGUGAAAUAUUGUUUCUGGUUGGGCAUUUUCCCCUUUUCCUUCACUACAGACAACAAACUGUGAGAGCAUUACCAUAAACAGAGGCACCAUUUUUGGGCAAAGCAUGCCUUAAGAUUUCAAGGAGUUGUGUUAAGCUUAUCCAUGGAAUAAAUUUUUGAAUGUUGUGAAAUCAGAGAAAUAGUAAAAUAGAAUUUGAGUUCCUUGGACGAAUGUGAAGGCUCUAGUUAUUAUAAUAGCCUUGUAGGAUGCCCAAUAAAAAAAAGUAAUGCUCUGCGGCAACAUUUCUGCAGAUUUGCAGUAAGAAAUGCUAGAAACAUUCUAUUGUAAUGUCACCAAGCGUCACCUAAAUGUCUAAAAAUUGGCCCCCAUUUUUAUA